AUCACCUUUCAUUAAAGGCUUAAUGACACGUGCAGGAGGGUGACCUAGAAAACAGAUGUUAUAACUCCCACGUGUGCAUCGGUUACAACAAACCACCGGGGAACCGUUUCUUUCGUUCAUCAGCUCGAGUCGCAGUUCAGAUUUGUUUCUGGAAGUUUGAUAUCAUUAUAAAAUGAGGGUGAUAUUAGUGUUGGGUUUGGCGACGGCGCUGCAGAUGUUCUGCCUUUUUGCAGUGGACGCUGCCAUGCGCCCCGUCGAUCCCGUAGUUCUGAGGGAGGAGGAACCAGGUUGGGAGAUGACGGAAGCAGAGGUUGAGGACGAACGCCAGUCGACUGCCGAGGAUAUCCGAGACGCCAUAAUCGACAUGCUGGAAAAUGUCAGACUCGGCAUGGCGACCGGUUGGCCCGACCUCAGCAUCCCGCCUCUCGACCCGCUCGCCUUCAGUAAUUUCCCUUACAACGUAACCUGGGACGUCAACACGGUGUAUGGGAACUUUCUGGAAUCCGAACUGGUCUACCUUUCACAGUUCAAGACGACGCAAGUACUCGUGCAACUACAGUUUGAACUGUACAUUAACUUGGCUCUGGAAUUAGAACAUCUGGAGCUCCACGGAACGUACGACAUGGACGGACACGCGCUUGGUCUGGACGUAUUCGGAGACGGCGACUACCACAUCACCCUGAACGACGUGCGCAUCGCCAUCUACCUUCGCGCCGGCAUCGGGGACUGGGGACGCCACUUCCAAGUCAAGGAGAUCACGUCCGACUUCAUGCUGCAUGACGCUGACGUGAGAUUCGAGCACCUGUUGGGCGGUGGCAUCACAGGCAGUCUGGUAAACGAAGCACUGAGUCAGGAGCUUCCGGCGGUGCUUGGGGUACUUGAGAACCUCGUGCUGCCUCCUCUGAUGGACGUCAUCAAGCAAGAAAUUAACGAAUACCUCAAGCAAUUUCCUCUUCUCCCCAAUUUUAACAUCACCAGGAUUUCGGAUGACUAAAUCUGGUCGAUUUCCUUAUUAAAUAAAAGACUGGCGAAAC
Penaeus vannamei (Pacific white shrimp) is the source of this 1034-nucleotide messenger RNA. The record is from RefSeq and is a predicted model, not a curated record. Lineage: Eukaryota; Metazoa; Arthropoda; Malacostraca; Decapoda; Penaeidae.